UCAUAUUUUGUUUAACGGCGUGCUGUUUGUAGUUUUCGUUUAAUUCUUUUUCAAGUCGAACAUUAGUAAAGCACAAGAAUUUAAUUUGCCUGUAUUAGCCCAAGUUUUAUAAGGGAUUUAAACUACUGAAGCCAUGGCUUCAGGACUGGAAAAUUAUGUGAAUCAAACAGUGUCAGUGAUAACUUCAGACGGCCGGAAUUUUAUUGGAACUUUAAAAGGUUUUGAUCAGACGAUAAACAUUAUAUUGGAUGAAUCCCACGAGCGAGUGUUCUCUUCUUCAACUGGUGUGGCGCAAGUGGUUCUUGGACUUCACAUAAUACGUGGCGACAAUGUAGCGAUCGUCGGCCAAAUAGACGAAUCUAUUGAUAGCAGAUUAGACCUUGGGAAUAUAAAAGCAGAACCUUUGGGUUCUAUUGUUCAUUAGUUACUUUAAGGAUAUGUAAUAAAUAAGAUUAUUUACUUA
Helicoverpa armigera (cotton bollworm) is the source of this 463-nucleotide messenger RNA. Its product is annotated as U6 snRNA-associated Sm-like protein LSm8. The transcript has a single exon. Gene Ontology annotation, biological process: mRNA splicing, via spliceosome. The record is from RefSeq and is a predicted model, not a curated record. Gene Ontology annotation, cellular component: precatalytic spliceosome; U6 snRNP; U4/U6 x U5 tri-snRNP complex. Bases 134 to 424 code for a protein of 96 amino acids. NCBI's taxonomy places the organism in Eukaryota, Metazoa, Arthropoda, Insecta, Lepidoptera, Noctuidae. Gene Ontology annotation, molecular function: RNA binding.